AUGGUGAACCCAAUGAGGGAAGGAGAGAACAAAUGCCCAGUUUGUGGGUCAGAAUUUACAGAGGCAAUAAUGGAGAGUCUGAGAUCAGAGCAUAACGAAGGCAGCGAUUUGAUCAGAUCAGCCUCUGUAUUCUCUCUUUACGCGCCAAUAUUACUGGGCUUGAUGAGUGCUCUCAGACCUGCUUUAGCAACCGUCAGCAAUAAUAACAACAUCGAUGGUUUAAGUUCAAGGGAGGGGGAAGACGACGAGCAAGAGGUGGAACAGCGCAGUGACCUUGUGGUGAGAAGAAGAAGGCGAAGAAGAGCAUCGUCCACUUCUCUCAUGCUGGUCUUUCGUCGUGUCCACGAUAGGACGGGCCAGCCAGAAUCUGAUCAGAAUACUAACACAGAAAACAACCAUAGAAACAAUAACGGUGGUGAUAGCAAUAAUAACGUGAACCUCAACGUGGUUGUGAUUGAUCCGUUCAACGAAGAGGCUUUGAUUCUGCGAGGUCCUUCACUGAUUAACAACGCUACGAGUACUACUCCGUUGAUCGAGAAUCCGAUGGGGUCUCUAGGUGACUUUCUGGAGGGGCCUGGGUUUGGGUUGUUGCUGCAACAUUUGACGCAGAAUCAUGAACCUAAUAGAUAUGUGAAUAACGUGAACCCGCCGGCACAGAAGGCGGCGAUAGAAGCAAUGCCGACGGUGAUCACGGUGGAGAACAUGCGGUGCAUAAUAUGUUUGGAGGAUGCAGAGAUUGGGAGUGAAGUGAAGGAGAUGCCGUGUGGGCAUAAGUUUCACAGUGACUGCAUUAUCUCGUGGCUGAAACUUCGGAGUUCUUGCCCGGUUUGUAGGUUUCAGAUGCCGUCCGACGCUUCCAAGGUUGAAGUCAACGGUGGACGUCGGAAUGAAGGCGAUCCGAGCAAUGAUCAAGUGAUGGAUAGAGAACAGAGGAUGAGUUUUGGAAGAAGGAACUGGCUUUCCAUAUUGCAGCCAUUCGAUUACUUUCUUCCUUCUCCUUGA
Molecule: messenger RNA, 1002 nt
Organism: Neltuma alba
Lineage: Eukaryota; Viridiplantae; Streptophyta; Magnoliopsida; Fabales; Fabaceae
Product: E3 ubiquitin-protein ligase SIRP1-like
Exons: 1
Coding region: 1-1002 (333 amino acids)
Biological process (GO): protein ubiquitination
Cellular component (GO): cytoplasm
Molecular function (GO): ubiquitin protein ligase activity
Source: RefSeq, a predicted model, not a curated record